Molecule: messenger RNA, 1209 nt
Organism: Panicum virgatum (switchgrass)
Lineage: Eukaryota; Viridiplantae; Streptophyta; Magnoliopsida; Poales; Poaceae
Product: phytanoyl-CoA dioxygenase 1-like
Exons: 9
Coding region: 146-1000 (284 amino acids)
Molecular function (GO): phytanoyl-CoA dioxygenase activity
Source: RefSeq, a predicted model, not a curated record
CAACGGCUUUCUUCUCACAAAUAAAACGGCAAUGCAAGCAGCUCGGCACAUACAGCCUCCACCCACUGUUCUAAUUUUAUAGCCUCCAAUCCGUCCCUGUUCCGUCUCCCUUCUUUCGGCCGACGGACACACCUCCACUGCUGCCAUGCCGCCUCCACCUCCAGGUAGCCUCACCCCGGACCAGCUCUGCUUCUUCGACACCAACGGUUACCUCGUACUGGAGCAGUUCGCUGGCGCGGAGGAGGUGCAGGCGAUGCGGGACCGGAUGGGCCAGCUCGUCGCCGUGUUCGACGGCGCCAGCACCACCGUCUUCAGUGGGGAUCAAAAGCAAGUAAUGGAUGACUACUUCUUCAAGAGUGCAGAGAAUAUUUCAUUCUUUUAUGAGGAAAAAGCAUUUGGAGAUGAUGGAUGCUUGAAACAACCAAAAGAACUUUCAAUUCACAAAGUUGGCCAUGCAUUACACCAACUUGACCCAGUGUUCAAAAAGUUUUCCUUCUCAGAGAGUAUUUCAAGCCUGUUCUCUUCUUUGGGCUACAGGAGACCUGCAGUUAUUCAAUCUAUGUACAUCUUUAAGCAACCACAUAUUGGUGGUGAGGCGGUGCCACACCAGGAUAGUACAUUCAUUAACACAGAGCCCCCAUCGUUGACAGGCUUGUGGCUUGCGCUUGAAGAAGCAACAAUCAACAAUGGUUGCCUAUGGGUAAUUCCAGGAUCACAUAAAAAUGGCCUGGUACGGAGAAUGAUCAGAGAUGAAAAUGGUACUCAUUUUGAUCGCCCUUCCGCAUCAUAUGAUCACAAAGAAUUUGUUCCACUAGAAGUAAAAUCAGGGACUUUGGUGAUGCUACAUGGAGAUAUUAUACAUAAGAGCUUUGCAAAUCUUUCUCCAACAUCAAGACAUGCACUAAUCUUGCAUCUAGUUGAUACUGAAGGAUGUAAAUGGUCUGAGGAAAACUGGUUACAGCGAAAAACUGCCCCUGAACCGCUUUAUUAUGUUUCUUAAACCGGUAACCAGCGUAUCAAUAAAGACUGAUUUUCCAGCAAGCAAUUCCUGAGUGCAAAAAAUAAAUGAUCAACGCUGCCGGGCAUUGUUGUGCUCCAUUCCCCGUUGAACUUUGUAAACACUCCUUGAUAAUGUGACAUCAUGGAUAUUUGUUGAUGUCUUCAGAUCUUAAAACUAUGUUCGUGAGAAAAAAAAACUGCAGAAAAAAA